Lathyrus sativus (Indian pea) is the source of this 744-nucleotide messenger RNA. Lineage: Eukaryota; Viridiplantae; Streptophyta; Magnoliopsida; Fabales; Fabaceae. The record is from the annotation of a GenBank genome assembly.
AUGGCGAAUGCAAUACUAUUAGCAAUUGGUGAUGCAGUAUUAACAUUCAUAUGGGUUUUCGUUUCUUCAACCCUAGGAUUAGUCACCUCAGAAAUUAUCAAAGCUUUUGAUCUUGAAUUUGUGUCUUACAAUGGUGUUAAUUACCCUUUUAUUAUAAUCACUACUUUAUUAAUUUUUCUUAUUAUAUUCACUUUCACCGCUAUUGGUAAUGCCAUGGGUGGUGCCAGUUUCAAUCCUACAGGAAAUGCUUCUUUCUAUGCUGCUGGUCUUGGUUCUGAUACACUUUUCUCUAUGGCUCUUCGUUUCCCUGCUCAGGCAUUAGGUGCAGUGGGUGGUGCUAUGGCAAUUAUGGAAGUAAUGCCGCCAAAAUACAGGAACAUGAUUGGAGGACCUACUUUGAAGGUUGAUCUGCACACCGGAGCUAUUGCAGAAGGAGUGUUGACAUUUGUAAUCACUUUUCUCGUUCUCUUCAUCAUAAUCAAAGGUCCUCGUAGCGAGUUCGUCAAGACUUUGAUGAUGUCUAUUUCAACUGUGACUAUGAUCGUCGCCGGUUCUGCUUACACCGGACCGUCCAUGAAUCCUAUCCUUGCAUAUGGUUGGGCAUAUUUGGACGACUGGCACCACACAUGGGAUCAAUUCUAUGUAUAUUGGAUUUGUCCAUUCAUUGGAGCAAUACUUGCUGCUUGGUUGUUUCGUGCUGUCUUCCCUCCUCCACCGAAAGUGGUCAAACAGAAGAAAGCUUGA